AUGGCUGCUGUUGUAGCUCCUCCCCUCAAGCAAGAUGGCCAUGCUGUCGAGCCUUUCUUUGCUGAAGAACGGGAGGGUUGGAAAGGCUACAUCGAAUGGGAAAACUACCCCGAGAAAAAGAAGCAAGCCGCCGAGGUUUUGGCCAGGAAUAAGUUCCCUGAACCACCUGAGUUCCAGAUGGGCCCCCUUCCCAAGACCAACCCAGUCCUCAAGGGCGAGCGCUUCAAAGCGUACCACGCCGCCAUGGGCUCCACGCUGAAGGACGUGCCGGACAUCAGCUGGCAAUACGUGCUCCAAGAAAAAUCCCCCGACAUGAUCCACCUCCUUCAAUUCCCCUACAACGGCGAGCCGCCGCGCGACCGCCUCGUCGCCACCGCGCUCACGACCAACGCCGACUUCUUCGUCCGCAACCACGGCGGCGUGCCCGAGAUCGACGCAUCCGCGCACACGCUCGACAUCGACGGCCUCGUCAACAAGCCGCAGCGCCUGACGCUCGCGGACCUGCAGAACGAAGCGCUCUUCCCGCGCGCAUCGAUGACGGUGACGCUGCAGUGCUCGGGCACGCGGCGCAUCGAGCAGAUCGCAGAGUACCCGGGCGACGGCGACGAGCUGAUCAACGCGCCGUGGGGCGAGGGCGCCAUCGGCACCGCGCGCUGGACCGGCGUGUCCCUCAAGAAGGUCAUCAAGCACUGCGGCGGGCUGAAGGACAAGGCGCUCGACAACCACCUCGAGUUCUUCGGCGCCGACACCUACUUCAAGAAGGGCGAGGUGUAUAAUUACGGCGUCAGCGUCCCCUGGCGCAAGGUCAAGGCCGACGAGGUGCUGCUGGCCUGGGAGAUGAACGGCAAGCCGCUGCCGCGCAUGCACGGCUUCCCGCUUCGCGUUGUGGUGGCCGGGUAUAUCGGCGCGCGGAGUUGCAAGUGGUUGUACCGGAUCCGGGCGAUUGAGGGACCCAGUGAGGCCCCCGUGCAGAAGAAGGAGUAUCUGUAUUAUGGCGCGCAGACGGGCAAGCAGAACGCCGUCUACAGCAACGGCUUCAGCAUCCAGGACAUGCCCGUCAGCUCCGCCAUCAUGGUGCCGCGCGAUAAGGAGGUCAUCGUGCAUGACGGCCGCGUCGGGCUCAGGGGCUGGGCGUAUUCCGGCGGCGGCCACUGGCCCAUCAGGGUCGAGGUCAGCUUGGAUGGCGGCAGCGUGUGGUGGCAGGUGCCCUGGGAGGGCUUGAGCGAGAAGUACUUCCAUGCCUGGAGGGUUUGGAGCGUCGAACUGCCGCUUGAGGCCGAGGGCUGGCUGGAGUUGUGUGUCAGGUGCUGGGAUAACGCUUUGAAUACCCAGCCGACUUUCGUGAGGAGUGCAUGGAACUGGGAUCUCCAUGUGACAUCUUCUUGCCACCGGAUCAAGAUCUACAGCAUCAACAAAUCCAGGCCGGAUACUGCCAAGCGGCUGAAACUUCUUGAGAAGAGGGGCAUUCCCGUUACUCCCAUCACACGGCCGCUGGAGUUUGACCUGGAGAGUGAGGAAGAGUACCGGGCGAACAUGAAAGCUCAGGGUGGGAGAGAUCCCAAGGAGUGA
Lasiodiplodia theobromae is the source of this 1569-nucleotide messenger RNA. Its product is annotated as Sulfite oxidase. Gene Ontology annotation, molecular function: molybdenum ion binding; oxidoreductase activity. Lineage: Eukaryota; Fungi; Ascomycota; Dothideomycetes; Botryosphaeriales; Botryosphaeriaceae. Gene Ontology annotation, cellular component: mitochondrion. The coding region runs from base 1 to 1569 and encodes 522 amino acids. The transcript has 3 exons. The record is from RefSeq and is a predicted model, not a curated record.